Phoenix dactylifera (date palm) is the source of this 3041-nucleotide messenger RNA. Lineage: Eukaryota; Viridiplantae; Streptophyta; Magnoliopsida; Arecales; Arecaceae. The record is from RefSeq and is a predicted model, not a curated record.
GAGUUGGGCCGGCCUCUGAGCAAGGGCGGCCCAACAUGUGAAAGAAAAAGGGGAGGGAGUCUUCCGAUUGAAUGCUCUCCCUCCCCUGUUUCGGGAAUUUUUCCCCUCCUCCCGAAUCCACCGGAAGGAGAGAUUUAGGAGGGGAUCAAACCCUACUAUUUUGGGCCAAUCCUCUUCCAAGACCUCCUCCCUCUCUUCCUAGGGCACCAACCGAGAGAUCCUUUCAAAAAAAAAAGGGGGGGGGAGAGAGAGAUUUGGAGUUCUAGGCGAUCCGUGAGAGGCUUGGGUUGUUCGCCGUCGGGCUUGCCGGAGAAGCUCACCGGAGACGAGGGGAACAAUCUGUUGGACAAGAGGACGCUGAGCAGGGUUCUGCGGAUCCUGAUUCAUAGAUCGCCGUGAGGGCGGGUGUUUAGUCUGUCUGAGUUUUUCAAUAAAGAAGUUGCAGGAUGCAUACAUGGAUGGGUUGGGCGUAGAGAACGAGUAUCAGAGUUAUUAGCUAGCUAGUUAGUUUAUCUUUCUUGAUGAUGAUGAGCAUUUGAAGAUUUUGUAAUUGAAUCAAUUUGAUUAUCUGGACAUGCUAGAUUCGUCUAUCUAAAUAAAUGAAUUAAUUGUGGAUUUUAUUAGAUUUUUUGUUCAUCUUAGGCCUUGCAUGAUCUUUAGGGCAUUGCUCUAGGGCUCAUGCGGCCGGUCACGUACCGGACCUGGGUGCUGGGUUCGGGGCGUGACAGAGUGGUAUCAGAGCCAGGUUAAAGUAUCCUAGGGUUUAGAUUCGAGUGAGUGUGAGUGGGGGGGGGGACAUCUAAUGCACUCUUGAUAUAUUUUUCCUUGCAAUCUUAAGAUGUUGAAAGUAACUUGUGUAGGUUGAUAUGGCACGAGGGAGUAGACGUGGGCGUAAUAGGAGGCCGACUCGCUUUGCCGAUGGCUCUGCUGCUUGGACGCCCUCCGAACAACAAGAAGGUGCUCCACCCUCGCUGGCCAGGAGUGUGCACCAGCAGGAACAUCACGUCAACCCUGUUGGUAGUGCUCGGGAGAUGGAAACCCCAGAAACUCCAAGGACAGGAACCUCGGGUGAGCCUGGAAUUCAGCCUAAUGAACCACUGAGUGCUUCUCAGAUGAUGUAAGCAAUGAUGCAACAACAAGCUGCUUCCCGAUCAGACAUGAUGAGAAUGAUGGAGAUGCAACAACGCUUCAUGGAACAGCAGCAACAAUUUAUGCAACAACAGUUACAGCACCAGCAGCAGGUGUCUUCUCAGCAUCUACAGGGGGCUACAAGUCGGCAGGAACAUCAUGUUAGUUUAGCCGAAUUCAAAAAGUUUGCACCUUCAGCUUUUAAAGGCACUUCUAACCCCUUAGAGGCUGAGACUUGGCUGAAUGAAAUGAAAAAAGUUUUCAAUGCCCUGAGAUGCCCUGAUGAGGAUAGGGUCACAUUUGCUACAUUUAUGCUGCUGGGAGAAGCGGAUAUUUGGUGGAAUGUGGAAAGAGGAAAGAUGGGACAGAACACUACAUCUUUGACUUGGGAAGGAUUUAAGGAGAUUUUCCGUGACAAGUAUGUUCCUCAAAGUGUGAGGCGGCAGAAAUUUCGAGAAUUUACCCGGUUAGAGCAAGGGAACAUGACGGUCGCGGAGUAUGCUGCAAAGUUUGAAGAACUGGCCAGGUAUGCUCCAGGACAGGUGGAGAAUGAAAGAGAACGAGCUGAGAAGUUUGAAAGUGGACUUAGAGCCCGAAUCAGACAACAGGUGUCUACCUUCGAGCUUUCUUCCUACAAGGAUGUGGUUAACAAAGCUUUAGUAGUUGAAAGGGGCUUGAAUGACACUCAGGAAGAGAGGGAAAAGAUUAUGAAAAAGAGGAACAGACAGGUUGGUUUUCAAAAUGAGCAGGACAGAAAUACUGAAUCAAGGCCCAAGAAACAAACUACUGCGAGUGAUAAAACUCAACAAAAAGGUACUAUAAGAUGCUAUAGAUGUGGCGGGCCCCAUUAUCGAAAGGAUUGCAGCUGGUUCGAAGGGAAUUGCUUUUCGUGUGGCCAACAGGGCCACAAGGCGGACAUCUGCCCUAAUAAUAGUGGGCAACAGACUCAACGGACACCUCAGCCUAUUUCGGGAGCACUAGAAAAUCGAGUAUCUCAAGAUGGACAACCACAAGGAGGGCAACAGAGGCCUAGAACUCAAGGGCGAGUCUAUGCUCUUACACAACAGGAUGCCAACGCCUCUAACACUGUGGUGACAGGUAUGAUUAAAGUCUCAUCCACCAAUGCUUAUGUUUUGAUUGAUCCUGGAGCUACUCAUUCUUUCGUAUCUGUCGAUUUUGUUAGAAGAAAUAAUACAAUGAUUUGCAUGCCAUUAGAGACUGAAUUUUGUGUUUCCAUCCCUAGUGGAGAUGUAAUUCUAGUUAACUCUAUCUACAAAGAUCGUAUCUUGAAUAUGAGAGGCAGGGAGAUGAAAGCAGAUUUACUGGUCCUAGAGAUGAAGGAUUUUGACUUGAUCCUUGGGAUGGACUGGCUGGCGGCAUACCAUGCUACUGUUGACUGCUUCAAGAAAACAGUAAAAUUUCAAAUCCCUGGUCAUCCAGAGUUUACUUUUAGUGGCAAUAGAAUGUUACCUCCGCCAAAAAUAAUCUCAGCCAUACAAGCCAAGCGACUCCUUCGGAAAGGUGAUGAAGGAUUCUUAGCUAUGGUAAUGGGCACUCAACUGGAAGAACUCAAACUAGAAGACAUUCCUAUUGUGAGGGAAUUCCCUGAUGUCUUCCCAGAGGAUUUGCCAGGAUUACCUCCUGAUAGAGAGGUUGAAUUCUCCAUUGAUUUGAUUCCUGGCACUGGACCGAUUUCUAAGGCCCCAUACCGGAUGGCUCCAGCUGAAUUAAAAGUACUAAAGGAACAACUACAGGAGCUGUUGGACAAGAAUUUCAUCAGGCCUAGUGUUUCUCCUUGGGGUGCUCCUGUACUAUUUGUGAAAAAGAAAGAUGGCAGUUUUCGGCUUUGCAUAGAUUAUCGAGAAAUAAAUGGAAGUAACAGUACGGAACAAAUACCCUCUACCGAGAAUUGA